Hyla sarda is the source of this 1687-nucleotide messenger RNA. It is a transcript of the gene DDOST, whose product is annotated as dolichyl-diphosphooligosaccharide--protein glycosyltransferase non-catalytic subunit. Gene Ontology annotation, cellular component: oligosaccharyltransferase complex; endoplasmic reticulum membrane. The record is from RefSeq and is a predicted model, not a curated record. NCBI's taxonomy places the organism in Eukaryota, Metazoa, Chordata, Amphibia, Anura, Hylidae.
CCGGAACUUCCGGUGACGUGGAGGCUGCCGCUCAGGACCGGUGUGGAUGAUGGCUGCUCCCCUGUGCUCCGCGCUGCUGCUCCUGGCCGCCCUGCUGCUCCUCAGCCCCGGGGCCCGCGCCGGCCCCCGCACCCUCAUCCUGCUGGAGAACAUCAACCUCCGGGAGACGCACUCGCUCUUCUUCCGCAGCCUGAGCGCGAGAGGGUUCGAUCUUUCCUUUAAGACGGCGGAUGACCCGAGCCUGUCCCUCAUCAAGUAUGGAGAGUUCCUGUACGACAACCUGAUCCUCUUCUCCCCGUCAGUAGAAGGGUCUGUGUGCGAUUUUGGAGGAAACAUCAAUGUGGAGAUGAUCAGCAACUUCAUUGACGGUGGCGGCAGCGUCCUGGUGGCGGCGAGCUCUGAUAUAGGGGAUCCUCUCCGUGAGUUGGGGAGUGAAUGUGGUAUCGAGUUUGAUGAAGAGAAGACGUCCGUCAUCGACCACCACAACUACGACGUGUCCGACCCCGGCCAGCAUUCUCUGAUAGUCACUGAUCCCGAAAACCUCCUGAAGGCUCCGACUAUAGUGGGGAAGAAAACCCUGAACCCCAUCCUGUUCAGAGGUGUGGGGAUGGUCGCCGAUCCGGACAACCCCCUGGUGCUGGACAUCCUCACCGGCUCCUCCACCUCCUACUCCUUCUUCCCUGAUAAGCCCAUCACACAGUACCCACAUGCAGUUGGUAAGAACACCCUCCUGAUCGCAGGGCUCCAGGCCCGGAAUAACGCCCGCGUGGUCUUCAGCGGCUCCCUGGAUUUCUUCAGUGACGCCUUCUUUAACUCUGCUGUGCAGAAGGCUGCGCCCGGCUCCACCAGAUACUCAAAGACCGGUAACUACGAGCUGGCGGUGGCCCUGUCCCAGUGGGUGUUUAAGGAGGAGGGCGUGCUGCGGGUUGGCGCUGUGUCCCACCACCGCGUUGGCGAAACGGAACCUCCCAGCGCUUACACGAUCACCGACCUGGUGGAGUACAGCAUUGUGAUCGAGAAGCUGUCAGAUGGGAAGUGGAUCCCCUUCGAUGGAGACGACAUUCAGCUGGAAUUUGUGCGCAUUGAUCCGUUUGUAAGAACCUUCCUGAAGAAGAACGGUGGGAAGUACAGCGUCCAGUUCAAGCUCCCUGACGUGUACGGGGUGUUCCAGUUCAAGGUGGAUUAUAACAGACUGGGAUACACUCACCUCUACUCCGCCACACAGGUGUCGGUCCGCCCCCUCCAGCACACGCAGUACGAGCGCUUCAUUCCCUCCGCCUUCCCUUACUACGCCAGCGCCUUCUCCAUGAUGUUCGGCCUUUUCAUCUUCAGUAUCGUUUUCUUGCACAUGAAGGAGAAAGAGAAAUCAGAUUAGGACACGAUCGGAUUCCACAGGACGCAGAGAUCGCAGCCGCCAUCGUCCGGGUCACGGGGGCCAGAAUGGAGCAGCGGGGGAUGGGACGGGACGGGGACAUUUAUGUUGUAAAUUUUUGGAUUUCUAUUUUAAUUUGUGGAAAUUUUUGUACAUUUGCCAUCACUGGGGAUAGGGGGAGGGGCUGUGAUGGGUAACGGGGGAGACACGCGGCGUAGGCUCCUCCCCUUGCAGUAGACAGUCAGGUUUUGGGUUUACAUUCAUGGGCACUUGGAGAUUUAUUUGGACCAUUUCUAAUAAAAAUAAGUGUUUCCC